UUUCCCGCCUUCUACGCGGGAAGUUGUCACUUGUAGAAUGAGUUGGCACACACGCCGGAAGUAGAUUAGUGUGGCGUGGGAUCAGUGUGCAGCAAGAGUUUUGACACUUUCCCGCAGGCCUUUCAGUGAAUAUUUCUGCUUUUACCUCAAAUUCUACUUACAGGUAAAUCAUGAGUCUUCAGUGGACGGCUGUGGCAACGUUUCUGUAUGCUGAGGUGUUUGCGGUUCUACUUCUGUGUGUCCCCUUCAUCUCCCCAAAACGAUGGAGCAGAUUUUUCAAGUCUAGACUGGUCGCUGUCAUCACAACGUAUGGAAACACUGCCUUCAUCGUCAUCAUUUGUAUUCUUGUCUUUCUGCUCAUAGAUGCAUUUAGAGAAGUGAGAAAAUACAGUGUGACAGAGAAAGUGGAUCUGAGCAACAACCCCGUGGCCAUUGAGCACAUGCACAUGAAGCUCUUCAGAGCCCAGAGGAACGAGUACAUCGCCGGCUUUGCCCUGCUCCUGUGUUUGCUGCUGAGACGUCUGGCAACUCUGCUGUCUCAGCAGGCUACACUGAUGGCCUCUAAUGAAGCCUUUAAAAAGCAGGCAGAGGGAGCAAAUGAUGCUGCAAAGAAGUACAUGGAGGAAAAUGAGAAACUGCAGGAGAAACUGCGGGACGCGGGCGUCGAAGUGCCUGAAGUGGGUGGAAAGGCCAAGGGUGGCGUAGAGGAGGAUAAGAAAAAUCUGACAGAAGAGGUCAGGAAACUGAAGGAUGAACUCGACGCAACAAAGAAAGCUCUUCAGAAGUCAGACAGCGAUGUGAAGGCCAUGAAGAAGCAGGCUGAGAGCCUCACAGCAGAGUACGACCGUCUGCUGGAGGAGCACGGCAGACUGCAGGCCAAAUGUGACGCUCAACAGGACAAGAAGUCAGACUGAACAAAAACCACCAUGCACCUGCUCUCUUUCCUGCAUCCUCAUUGGCUGAUAGCAGCUCAGCUGGGCAGCGCAUCACUUCUCUGGCUGUGUAAGAACAGGAUUCCGUUCUUCAUGCAUGCGCUUUCAUGUGAUUCAUUAAAGCCUCUGUAGGGUUUUCACGCACUGUAAUACCUUUUCUUUCCAUUUUUGUUGUAAACAUAUGGUGUUUAAAAUGUUUCAGUCAUAAUAUAUCAGUUUAGAAUUGAACGAGUAUUAACAUUUCUUGAUGUGUCAUGUUUGUUAUGUCGGAUACAUUGAGCCUAAUCCAUGAAACACAAGCAGGGUGAAUUUCUGUGGACAAAUCAUUCUUACUUAAAGUAAUAGUUCAUCCAAAAAUAUAAAUUAGAUGGAAAAUUGACUCAUUAUCAAGCCAUCCAAGACUAGUUUGUUUCUUCAUCGGAACAUAUCUGAAGUUGUUAUUAUUAAAAAUGUCUCAAGAUGUUAAUUGAUGGAUCUCAUUCUGACGGCACCCAUUCACUGCAGAGGAACCACUGAUAAACAAGUGAACGGCCUGAGGGAGAGUACACUUUCAGAUGUUUAAUUCUUUUAAAAAGCCACAUUGAAUAGAAUGCAUCAAUUAACAUAAGCAUGAUUAAAAAAAAAAAAAAAAAGUUUGCACAGAUUCAUUCAGCUUGUGAUUCAUAAAUAAGUCCCUUUGUUUAUAUGGAAGGAUCAAGAAAAACUACAGGAUAUUCUAGAUGAGAUGCUUUUGAUUGGAUUUCAACUGAACUGCUUUAAUUUUCUUGCCUUAUAAGAGAAACCUUAAAAAUGUCCUUAUGAAAAUGGAGAUUUGGUUGCAGUACAGAUGCAUGUCUUUGUUAAUUUUAGGUCUUUGAUUUAAAGAACACACGUCACUUAACACCCAGUAAGCACUUAAGACAGAAAAUCCCUCCAGUUUAUGAUCGACAAGCCUCAUUUGUCAGUUUGACUGUCAUGCUAUAGGAAGAUAUUUUGGUUUUAUUAUGUCUUGGGUGUGGCACAGCCUCCUUUUUUCAGUUCUAUUGUAGAGCAGAGCGAGUAAACUGCUUCUUUCCAGUCCUGUCUGGUUUGAGGCCACACAAUCUGAUAGGAGCGCUGCAGGGCUGUUACAUUGGGUAAGAAUGCUGCUUUGGCAGGAACAGUAAAGCAUCCGCAGCUGAUAUUGUGUUUCAAAACACAGCACACUGUAUCUCUCGCCCUCUAGGUAUUGAAAUGAUAUUCAUGUUGCAUUUGAGGGCCACGUGUUAGUUUUGCAUUAACCACGCAGAUAACAUUUAACAUAACUUAAGGUCACCGGGGUGAACGCCGUUCACUUAAUGUCACUCUUGCCGUUUUUCAGUUUUUGUGCUCUGGGUUUCUUCGCUUCUUUUCUGGCAUGUGUAAAUAAAUAUCUUUGUGACCUUAGAGCAGUGCAUCUGGAAUGACAUCAUAGCCGUGUUAAAAUAGGGAUUAACGAUCGCACAGUUUUGGGAUCCUAGGGGAAAGGGCAUUGGGAUCACUGCCACAUUGUCGGAUAAUACAUAGUCAAGACCUCCUGGAAGGUUACUGUUCAUGAGAAUGUGAGGAAUGACAUCUGCUGCCAGGACUCUAGUUUACUAUUUCACGCGCUCAAUGAUGGGUUAGAUUAGUGACAUUUUAACCAGAGCACCAGUUCAAUGAAAAUGUCAGUGGAUUCCUGGAGAUGGCAGGAGUUCAGUUUAAUUAAUAGAUGGGCGGUCAUUUCAUAUUGUGUAAUUUUCAGACCCGUAAAUAAACAAGUGAACUGUGUAGUACUGUUAAAGGGGCUCUUUCUUCAUAGGUGUUCCCAAAUGUAGCAGCGGCUUUGUUACGUCAGGUUUUUUCUUUGUGUUCUUGGAGAGAAACGUGCAUUGAGAUGUUGGCAAUGUUGGAAUAAACAAUACUUGGGCGUUGUGGAACAUGUUUUGAUUGCGUAGGUGUGUGAAUGCACGGUUCUUCUAGUUAAUGCUGUUGUCUGCCUCAAAUGUCUUCAGGAAGGUUUUGUUUGAGGUGACGUCAGUCUGCAUUACUUCACUACAAAAUCUGUGUUAUGUGUUCUGAUGAUGUGCUUUAGUUGGGAUGUUGUGAAACCAAACCAAUAAAUUCUACUUCAUUUA
This is a messenger RNA of Carassius gibelio (silver crucian carp), 3046 nucleotides long. Its product is annotated as B-cell receptor-associated protein 31. Lineage: Eukaryota; Metazoa; Chordata; Actinopteri; Cypriniformes; Cyprinidae. Gene Ontology annotation, cellular component: endoplasmic reticulum; endoplasmic reticulum membrane. The coding region runs from base 171 to 914 and encodes 247 amino acids. The transcript is spliced from 8 exons. Gene Ontology annotation, biological process: endoplasmic reticulum to Golgi vesicle-mediated transport; intracellular protein transport. The record is from RefSeq and is a predicted model, not a curated record.